This is a messenger RNA of Ananas comosus (pineapple), 1770 nucleotides long. RefSeq names its product putative UPF0481 protein At3g02645. The record is from RefSeq and is a predicted model, not a curated record. The transcript is spliced from 2 exons. The coding region runs from base 21 to 1700 and encodes 559 amino acids. NCBI's taxonomy places the organism in Eukaryota, Viridiplantae, Streptophyta, Magnoliopsida, Poales, Bromeliaceae.
AGCUCCUACCACAACAAACAAUGCUCUCCAUGGCGAAAAACUUAGCCUCCCAAGAGUUCUCGCCGUCCACCGCCGGUGUCGGCUACGGUUCUCUCUUCGACGAGCAGCGGUGGCUCCACCGCGUUCAGAACAACUUCAACAAGGACACCGUCGACGACCUCCGCUUCGUCGCGAAGGUCUUCGACGUCCCGAAGAUCCUCCGCGCCCUCAAGCCCGAGGCCUACGUGCCCCAGCUGUUCGCCUUCGGCCCCUACCACCAACACCGGCCCGAGUUCCGCGACAUGGAGCGGUACAAGCUCUCCGCCGCCAGGAGGGCGGAGAAGCUGUUCAGAGACGGCGCCAAGUUCGGCCACCUCGUCAAGGAGAUCGUCCAGCAUGAAGACCACAUCCGCGCUCACUACCACAGAACUAUUGAUUUAAAUGAGGACACCCUAGCGUGGAUGAUGGCGAUCGACGCGUGCUUCUUGCUCGAAUUCCUGCGGAACUAUCACCACGUUGAGGAAGAAGGAAAGGCUCUUGUUAACACCGCGGUGAACUGGGUGAACACCAUUGUUAGGGACAUCAUGAUGCUCGAGAACCAGAUCCCCCUCAUUCUCUUAACGAAGACAUUAGAGCUCAUCAAAUGCUCAUCUGAUGAUGCUUCAAACGAGCUAUCACCGGUCUUUGAUAGAUUCAUCAAAGAGGUCUCUCCUUUUAAGAUCACGGGCAAUAUCGUCGUCGAUACUGCUAAGCACGGGCAUCUACUCGAACUCCUCUACUAUACUCUAGUCCCCACGUCGGAAGCCUCCCUUGAUCAAAUAGAGAUGGAUGUUUCAAAUGGGCUGUACGAAAACCUCGCGGAAGAGUUUGAGGACACCGAGAAGGUGAAAAAAGCAUUCGAAGAGGUCGCGAAUCUAAACAUCGGCCCGAUUCGAUUCCUCAAGGAAAACCUCGUAAAGAAACCGAUGAAUUUUCUAGCGAGCGUUCCAGGGAUGCUUAUGAGAAAGAUACCGUUACUUUCGGCCCUAGCUCCCCUUGUUGAGAAGAUAAUCUCUCAAACAAAUGUCGAGUCCAAGUUGGCCGAUGGAACCCUAGUUAGCAAUAUCAUUAGAUCACCUUUGGUAGAUGAGAUCAUGAUUCCCAGCGUCAGCGAGCUUGUCAGCGCCGGUGUAAAAUUUGUCCCUGCGCAGGAGAACGGGAUGAAUGGGAUUAAUUUCGAUGCUAUAACCGGAGUUUUUACUCUGCCCGUCGUCACGCUAGAUGCUAACAGUGAAGUCAUACUGAGGAAUUUGGUAGCAUACGAGGCUUCGGCGGUACUGAAAGGGCCUUUAUUUCUAGCACGGUACACCGAACUGAUGAACGGAAUUAUAGACACGACAGAAGACGUGCAGAUACUGAGGCAAAGCGAGAUCAUACGGAAUCACCUGAAGAGCGAUAAGCAAGUGGCGGAUCUGUGGAACGGGAUGAGCCGGUCGAUUCGGCUUACGAGCGUGCCCCAGCUUGACCACGUGAUCAAGGAAGUGAACAUGCACCACAGCAGGAAGAUGAAGGUGAAGGUCGACAAGUUUCUCAAGAAGUACGUGUUCGAGUCGUGGAAGAUCCUCACUCUGUUAGCAGCUAUAAUCCUUCUGGGCAUGACCGCAUUGCAGGCCUUCUGCUCGGUGUAUACAUGUAAUCGGUGGUUCAAGGCAAUAGAACCCCCGCCAUCCGGGCAACAAUAGAAUAAAUUUAUGCGUCUAAAUCAUGUAUACCUUCUAAGCCCUAAUUUAAUAGUUAUGUCACUAAUCUUGU